AUGAAUGAAUGGCUCGAUACGUAUGAAAACCUCACAAACAUGGAGGUUGUUCAACGAUAUCGUCUAGAUAAGAAUGGGAUUGAUCGGCUGAACGAGGAAUACGUUGAUCGCCUAUCGCCAAGAACACUUGGCCAAAGAAAUGUCUCUGCUUUAGAGAAAAUACUUGUCACCCUACGCUAUUUUGCGUCAGGUGACUUUCAAAUUAAUGACGGAGACAUUCAUAAAUUGUCACAGCCAUCCGUGUCAAGAGCUGUGUCACAAUUCACAGAGAUUCUGGCUAAUAGGGAAACAAUGACAAGACACAUUUCAUUCCCAAUCAACAUGCAUGAUGUAACGAGGGUGAAGGCGGACUUCCAAGGCAUGGCCAACUUUCCCAAUGUUGUUGCCGUGGUUGAUGGCACGCAAGUCCAAAUUCAAGCUCCGAAUGUCAAUGAGGAAGCUUAUGUAAAUAGAAUGGGAUAUCAUUCCAUCAAUACCCAGGUGAUAUUCAAUGGUCAAGACAGACUAAUUGACUUAGUUGCGAGGUGGCCAGGGUCAACGCAUGACAGCCGGAUUUUGAGGGAGAGUGGGGUUUUUCAAUUGUUUGAGCGUGGGCAUGUGGCUGGUGAGAACAAGAACCUGCUUGGGGACAGUGGCUAUCCCUGCAAGCAGUGGUUGCUCACUCCCUAUUUAAAUCCAGCCAAUGCCCAACAGGUGAAAUACAACAGGUACAUAACAAGGUGUUUUUAA
Dreissena polymorpha is the source of this 729-nucleotide messenger RNA. RefSeq names its product putative nuclease HARBI1. The transcript has 2 exons. Bases 1 to 729 code for a protein of 242 amino acids. The record is from RefSeq and is a predicted model, not a curated record. NCBI's taxonomy places the organism in Eukaryota, Metazoa, Mollusca, Bivalvia, Myida, Dreissenidae.